AACUGUAGUGCAGCAGAAGCAGAACCAACAUCACCAUCUCACCAAGAAAUAUGUCCACCACUGACAUGAGCAUGGGCAAAAUCAUUUUCUACGAGGAUAGAAACUUCCAGGGUCGCUCCUAUGAGUGCAUGAGCGACUGUGCUGACAUGUCCUCCCACCUGAGCAGGUGUCACUCCUGCAGGGUGGAGAGCGGCUGCUUCAUGGUCUACGAUCACACAAACUACAUGGGAAACCAGUACUUCAUGAGGAGGGGCGAGUACGCUGACUACAUGAGCAUGAUGGGCUGGAGUGGUGGAAUCAGGUCUUGCCGUAUGAUCCCCAUGCAGUACAGGGGAUCCUACAGGAUGAAGAUCUAUGAGAGGGAGAACUUCGGUGGUCAGAUGUAUGAGCUGAUGGACGACUGUGACUCCAUCAUGGAUCGCUACCGCAUGUCUGACUGCAUGUCCUGCCAUGUAAUGGAUGGUCACUGGCUGAUGUACGAGCACCCCCACUACAGAGGCAGGAUGAUGUACAUGAGGCCUGGAGAGUAUAGGAGCUUCAGGGAGAUGGGAUAUGGAGGCAUGAGGUUCAUGAGCAUGAGGAGGAUCAUGGACAUGUGCUAGAAAUGUUUAUUUUCAAAAAAUUAUGUAAAAUAAAGACAGAACAAAAAUCUAAA
This is a messenger RNA of Poeciliopsis prolifica (blackstripe livebearer), 655 nucleotides long. Its product is annotated as gamma-crystallin M3-like. Lineage: Eukaryota; Metazoa; Chordata; Actinopteri; Cyprinodontiformes; Poeciliidae. The coding region runs from base 51 to 602 and encodes 183 amino acids. The record is from RefSeq and is a predicted model, not a curated record. The transcript is spliced from 3 exons. Gene Ontology annotation, molecular function: structural constituent of eye lens. Gene Ontology annotation, biological process: lens development in camera-type eye; visual perception.